UCCCUCGCGGCGGGUGUCAGGUGUGAGCGGCGCCGUCAGCUCUAAGGGUUCGCGGCUAACGGCGUCUUUGCGGGCUCAGCCGCCCCCGACCCUACUCCUCUGGAGAGAAGAUGGUGGGCCGGAACAGCGCCAUCGCCGCGGGUGUGUGCGGGGCCCUUUUCAUCGGGUACUGCAUUUACUUCGACCGCAAGAGACGGAGUGACCCCAACUUCAAGAACAGGCUGCGAGAACGAAGAAAGAAACAAAAGCUUGCCAAGGAGAGAGCUGGACUUUCUAAGUUACCUGACCUUAAAGAUGCUGAAGCUGUUCAGAAAUUCUUCCUCGAAGAAAUACAGCUUGGUGAAGAGUUACUAGCCCAAGCUGAAUAUGAGAAGGGUGUAGAUCAUCUAACAAAUGCGAUCGCCGUGUGUGGGCAGCCCCAGCAGUUACUGCAGGUGUUACAGCAGACGCUCCCACCACCAGUGUUCCAGAUGCUUCUGACUAAGCUUCCAACAAUCAGUCAGAGAAUUGUAAGUGCUCAGAGCUUGGCUGAAGAUGAUGUGGAAUGAGAAACAAAUGUCAACCUGAUAAUCCCAAUUAAAGAUAUUUUUAAAAUCUUAAGUCGGAAGAUUUUAAGAUUUAAAAUCUUAAGCUCUGGGGGAAUAAGGGCAAAUAUGCUUUUAUGGACUGUCCUACACUGAAAUCUCCUGAAGUUAAUUUUUACUUUGUGUAGAUCCAUUUGUCUAUUUUAUUUAUUUUUCCCAGUGGAAAGUGUAUUUUGAUAGAGAGCUUUUCAUUUUAUGAAUACACUAUGAGUUACCGAAAUAUCAUGGGUUUUGUUUAUUCCUAAAAUGUGCAAUUAAAAUGUACAUGUAGCAUCACAUUAUUUACAUUAACAAUGCCCAGUGCUCCGUUUGGAAAGAUAGGGGAAAAGUAUAGGAGAAAGCUGAAGAAUGCACAUUUUUUUAAGCUGGUACAUUUUGCUGUAAUCAGAAAAUUGGAUGAAAACUUGAUCGUGUUUAUCAAAACUGAGCAUUAAAAUCUUUGAGAGUCAUUUCUUUCCAUUUAAUCUCUUAAAAAUCUGAGAUGUGCUGCUGUGCUGUAUUAACAACUCUACUCCCACCGUAUGUAUCAGUCUUGAAAUGUUUUUUUAAAUCAGUGGAUUUAAUGUGUUCUGGGUAUUUAUCUCCUUGUAUUUUAGGUACAUGUAGUUGCAAGUAGCACCGGGAAUUAGGUCUGUGUCCACCCCUCAUCCAGCUCUGUGAGCUUCACCAGUUAAUGUCUGCCCACUUGCCUCAUUUACAAAAUGAAGGAAUUGGUCUGCUAACUCAGAGAAGUGUCCCUUUCAGCUUCUAGUUUGGUUCUGUUCAACAUCUUCAAAUCCAUCAUCCCCUGAGGGAUAUAUUUGUUUGGGUAACCAGGCCUUGCAUUUUUUUAAUACUCCGAAUUUUGCAUGCUUGCCUGACUUAGUGUUUCUGAAUUGAUUUUUUUUUUAAGGUGUAACUUGUGUUGAUUUUCACUGAAAUCAUAUGGUUCUGUCACUACUCUUGUAAAUUAAUUUGAAAGUUCAAGGUAACUGGGAUGAUAUGCUUGUAAAAAUGUUCUCCUUUGCUUUUAUCUUAUAUGUACCUCUUUAAUCUUCCUUCAAUCUGAUUCAUUUAUCUUGUUAUAAUGAGAAUAAGAUGUAACCUUGUGGCUGAAGACUUGCAAAGAGUGAAAGUAAUGAGACUUCUUAUUCUCAAAAUAGUGACAUAUUAUCUGCAGUCACAGAUUCAGUAUCAGACUUGAGAAUAAAGAUUCUUGGUAUUUAGUGUCA
This is a messenger RNA of Diceros bicornis minor, 1795 nucleotides long. It is a transcript of the gene TOMM20, whose product is annotated as translocase of outer mitochondrial membrane 20. Gene Ontology annotation, biological process: protein import into mitochondrial matrix; tRNA import into mitochondrion; protein targeting. Gene Ontology annotation, molecular function: transmembrane protein transporter activity. Gene Ontology annotation, cellular component: mitochondrial outer membrane; mitochondrial outer membrane translocase complex. The record is from RefSeq and is a predicted model, not a curated record. The transcript has 5 exons. The coding region runs from base 111 to 548 and encodes 145 amino acids. Lineage: Eukaryota; Metazoa; Chordata; Mammalia; Perissodactyla; Rhinocerotidae.